AGGAGGAGGCCAAGAGUGGAACAGCCAAGCUCUUCCAUGCUCUUUCAACCUCUCAAAUUACCCAACGACCAGUAAUGGACUGCCAGGACCCUCUCUCGAAUUUGGUGUUGCGAGUUUCGACCUCUCAAAUUAGUCAAACACUAGUAGACCUCCGGGAGUCGAUUAGCAACCAAACUGACGUCGCUUUGGGGAUCACGAAGCGGCUACUGCUGAACGAAGGCAGGCACUCGAACGUGGUGUUCUCACCGUCGUCAAUCAACGUGUGCCUGAGCAUGAUCGCGGCGGGGUCCAACGGCCCUACCCUGGACCAGUUGCUCUCCUUCUUGAAGUCAAAUUCUAACGACCAGCUCCAGUCCUUGGCUUCCAAGCUCAUAGCCGUGGUCUUCGGGGACGGUGAACCCAGAGGGGGGCCCCGCUUGUCCUUCGCCAAUGGGGUUUGGGUCGACAGGUCUCUGUCUCUCAAACCUUCUUUCAAACAGGUUGUUGACAAUGCUUAUAAGGCUGCUUUGGAUCAAGCUGAUUUUCAGACCAAAGCUGCUGAAGCUAGAAGUGAAGUAAAUUCAUGGGCUGAAAAGGAGACUAGUGGCCUUAUCAAAGAGGUUCUUCCUCUUGGGUCAGUUGACAGCUUGACCAGGCUCGUCCUUGCUAAUGCACUGUACUUCAAAGGAACUUGGAACCAGAAGUUUGAUGCAUUAGAAACAAAAGAAUCUGAUUUCUACCUUCUGAAUGGGAGCUCAGUACAAGUGCCGUUCAUGACAAGCAAAAAGAAGCAGGAUGCUAGUGCCUUUGAUGGGUUCAAAGUCCUUCGACUUCCUUAUGAGCAAGGUGAGGAUGAUCGCCGCUUUUCCAUGUACUUCUUUCUUCCAGAUGCAAUGGAUGGGUUGCCAUCUCUGGUAGAGAAAGUGGGUUCUGGAUCUAGGUUCUUACAUCGCCACCUUCCACGCGAAAAAAUAGAGCUGGGUGUCUUCAGGAUCCCAAGGUUUAAGAUUUCUUUUGGGUUUGAAGCUUCCAAUGUCAUGAAGGAACUAGGACUGGUAUUCCCUUUCUGUGCUACAGGAGAUUUGACAGAAAUGGUCGAUUCAGAAGUAGGUCAUGCCCUAUAUGUUUCAAGCAUGUUUCAGAAAUCCUUCAUUGAGGUUAAUGAAGAAGGCACAGAAGCUGCUGCUGUCACAGCCGCCGCCUUUGUACAAACGUGCGCGCGCCGCAUUGAAAAGCUAGACUUUAUUGCUGACCACCCAUUUUUGUUCCUGGUCAAAGAAGAUACGAGUGGCAUGGUGCUGUUCAUUGGACAUGUGCUCAAUCCUAUUGCAAUUCCACCGCCACUUGCCAAACAAAACGAAUCGGAUCUUCCACACGUUGCAAUUCCACCCCCACCGGCAAAACACAUUGAGAGGGAGAGAUUCUUUAUGGAAAAGAAGAUGGAUGGUUUUGGUGUGAGUGGCCAUGUGAGAGGCCUCUCAUUAGACAGUCACACGACCAGUAGCUCGCGCAGUGGAACCACCGAUUUCAGUGACUGACUGGCCAUAUAUAUGGUUUGCUAUUGCUGGUGGGUGUUUAAAAGUCGUUACUAAAUUACCAAAAAAAAUCCAAUGAAAAUGUGUUUGAUUUGUUAAUUAAUAACAUGGUAUACUUAGAAUUAUGGCU
Alnus glutinosa is the source of this 1644-nucleotide messenger RNA. Its product is annotated as serpin-ZX-like. The transcript has a single exon. Gene Ontology annotation, molecular function: serine-type endopeptidase inhibitor activity. Bases 75 to 1517 code for a protein of 480 amino acids. Lineage: Eukaryota; Viridiplantae; Streptophyta; Magnoliopsida; Fagales; Betulaceae. The record is from RefSeq and is a predicted model, not a curated record.